Molecule: messenger RNA, 852 nt
Organism: Fusarium falciforme
Lineage: Eukaryota; Fungi; Ascomycota; Sordariomycetes; Hypocreales; Nectriaceae
Exons: 3
Coding region: 1-852 (283 amino acids)
Molecular function (GO): catalytic activity
Source: RefSeq, a predicted model, not a curated record
AUGAAUUCAAGCAUCGUCAACACCCACGAGUACCCCUUCCACUUUGACAACCCCAUCAAGACGGAGCAGAAUGGGAAGCCCGGAGAGUUGAGGGGUGUGUCACUCUUCAUCUACCCAACCCUUCCGGAUACAGGAUAUAUCGCCCUGCAGGAAGUCUGCGACAAGGUCCAAGAGGCUGUUCGCCAAGUCUCAGUGCCCGUCAUGGCAGACGGCGAUACCGGGUACGGCUCGCCGAUGAACGCCAAAAGGACUUUGGAAUCUUUUGCACGUGCUGGAGCCGCCGCAUGUGGCCACACAAAGGGCAAGUCAGUCGUUUCCAGGGGCGAGGCCUUUAUCUGUAUGAAGGCAGCCGUCGACGCCCGAGAUGAAGGACUAGACAUUGUCAUCCAAGCGCGUACAGACUCUUAUAAUACCCACGGCUGGGAAGAAGCCAUCCACCGAGCCAACAAGUUUCUCGAAAUCGGCGUAGACCUUGUUUUCAUCGAGGCUCUUCCCGACAGAGACACAAUGAUCCGCGCCGUCAAGGAGGUCAAGGGCCUUCUCUGCGCCAACAUCAUCGAGGGCGGCCUCAUUGAGAACAUGCCAGCCAAGGAUCUUGCUGCCAUCGGCAUGGUCACCGUAGCCUAUCCUUGGACGCUCGUGGCUGCACAUCUGAGGAGCACAAGAGAGGCUCUCGAGUCGUUGAAGAAGAGCUUUUCUAUUGGGAAGCCGGAGCAGAAUCUCAGCUACAAGGAGGUCUGCUACGGAGUAGGGUUCAACAAGUACUGGGAAUUGGAGGAGAGAUACAAGUAUUAUGCCAAUGGUCUGACGAAUGGAGGAAAAAAGUCAGGUCAGAAUGGCGCGAGUGCGUAG